This is a messenger RNA of Galendromus occidentalis (western predatory mite), 741 nucleotides long. Its product is annotated as histone H2A-beta, sperm. Gene Ontology annotation, molecular function: protein heterodimerization activity; DNA binding; structural constituent of chromatin. The record is from RefSeq and is a predicted model, not a curated record. NCBI's taxonomy places the organism in Eukaryota, Metazoa, Arthropoda, Arachnida, Mesostigmata, Phytoseiidae. The coding region runs from base 110 to 562 and encodes 150 amino acids. The transcript is spliced from 2 exons. Gene Ontology annotation, cellular component: nucleosome.
GAGAUGUUCCCAUGUGACGUUGGCGCAGGGCCUCGGAUCACAUCGAGUGAUGGUUUAGGAGUCUCUAUCGGUGUUCGCGAGGCUGUUUCGCCUUCGUCCUUUCGCGGAAAUGUCGACUCUCGAAGAUUCGAACAGGAAAAAGAAUAUUUCUCGAUCCGGAAGAGCGGGGCUUGUUCUACCGGUGGGACGUUUGGCACGAAUGCUUAAGAAGGGUCAAUACGCCAAAAGAAUCGGAUCCAGUGCUCCCGUCUAUCUCUGCGCUGUGCUCGAGUACUUGGUGACAGAAGUCUUGGACAUGGCAGCAGAUAUGGCGAGAAAGAAUAAAAGGCUCCGGAUAACGCCGAGACACAUCAUGCUGGUCAUAAGGGGUGACGAGGAACUGAAUUCGAUCCUUGAGAAUGUAGUUUUUGCCAACUCCGGUGUCAGACCGAGCAUCCAUCCGAUGCUUCUGCCAGUGAGCAGUCGGAAGAAAGCUGCUUCAGUAGAAGAUGAAGAAUCGUCGGCAGACGGGGAAGAUGCGGCGGAAUCAGAUAAGAAUAUCGGGCCCUCUCAAGAUUUCUGAAAGGAUAGGGGGCAUUUUAACAAGAAGUAGAGAUACGAUUUAACAUAAUUUCGCGAUUUACCUGAGAUGGCUCCAUUCAGGUCUCGAAGAUACUUCAGCGAAGCAUUUUAAGAACGAUUUCCGAAGUUGUUAUCCGAGUCGAAAGAUAAUAAAGACCUGUCCAACAGUUUUAAAAUCCU